Triticum aestivum (bread wheat) is the source of this 1404-nucleotide messenger RNA. RefSeq lists its product as uncharacterized. The coding region runs from base 1 to 1404 and encodes 467 amino acids. The transcript is spliced from 8 exons. The record is from RefSeq and is a predicted model, not a curated record. NCBI's taxonomy places the organism in Eukaryota, Viridiplantae, Streptophyta, Magnoliopsida, Poales, Poaceae.
AUGUGUUUCACGGACGAGCCGACGAAGCCUGGUGUUACUAACCCCGAGCGUAGUAUGCAGAUCUUUUCAGUUAAAGUUGAGAAAAUAUAUGGGGAUUUACAUUGGCCGCUGAAUGUGUUUGGCAUCGUUGCUGUGAGGGAUGACCUGGAUCACCUUCGCAAUAUUAUCUUUGAGCACAAAAGGGAUAACUGUCAAACUAUCAAUGAGGAGGAUCCACAUUUAGUAUUAACAGGUCCUGCCCGUGCUCCUGUGACUCUUUUUGGGCCUAUGCAUUUCGAUAUCACGCUGAAAGUGAAAUGCAGCAAUGAGUUAGAGGACAAAGAUCUAAGCCUGCUAGGCUUUCGCUACGAGUGCUGCGAGUCGAUCAAUUAUCAAGCGAGGGAACGCCAGCCAGCAAAACAACAAACGCACGCUACGGCCACGGAGCGAACUGGACCGCCACGCGCUGCAGGGGAACUUGAAGUGGCGGCGCCCUUCUUCUCCCGCACGGCGAGGAGGCAGCCGGAGGGCAGCGUACAACGGCGCGGUGGCGCCCUUUUCGGGCACGGUGUGGGAGCGGACGGUGGCGCCUCCGCCAUAGGAAUGGGCGGCGCGCGGAAAAGUGUGCCAUUCAUCAAACAAAAAGAAAGAUGUGCUAUUUUAUCAAGGUACGAGGAAAAGCGUGCUACCGCCGCCCCUUGCCCGCUGCCCAAGCUCUCGAAGCUGUCCCAGCAGAAGGAGAAUUUGCCAGAGGAGCCAAAGCAACACCAUCCUGCUCAAGCUGCAGUCUCAUCCGCUGCUUCCAGGGGGAGGAGCCGAGCUGCAUGUGCUUCCAAGGAGAGGAGCACUCCUGAAGGUAUCAACAUGGAGGAACAUGGAUUUAGGUUUCAGUUUACUUUCCCUGAACCUGAUUAUGGGGAGUACGGCGCCGAUUUCGGUGAGGAAGAGGAGUGUUUACCGAGGCAGAGGAAACCUCCGGAAGUAAGGAAUGCACUCCGUGAGAAGAGAGUCGCGUUUAGGCAAAAGACUGGGCAGCACCAUACAAAAGACUGGGCAGCCCUGCGUAAGUACAACAGAGCAAACAACACCAAGUUUGAGCUGGUGGAGGUGCCAGUAAUCCGUGAGUUUUGGGAGUUUGGAGGGGGCUGCAUCCAUUACAACUUCACGGCUAAGCAAGCAGAGGAUCGUCAUCAUUCUGCUAAUGCCGAUAGCACCAAGCUCUUCUUCUCUGAGGUCAACUCCGCUUUCCAUGGCGAGAAGGAUGUAGUUCUAUGCUGUAUCGUUGGAGAACAUGAUAAUGGGCAUUGCUACGGCUGCGAAGGCUUCAAGCCAACCGUUGUUCACCCUAGCAGCCAAGCUUAUGGCGGUGGUAGUAGUACUUGCAUUGAUUUUGCUCGUUCAGACGGAAGCUCAGAGAGUGAUUAA